AGAUUUGUAUGGUAAUUUGGGGACACCAACAUUAAGUCGAACAAUCAUAAUUGGAAAAGAUGUAAACAUGGUUAGACGCAUUAUUUUUAUACUUAGUUAUUUUAUUCGAUGUAAUGAAGUAUAUGAGAAUAAGGAACAAAUGAUUCCGUUUGAUUCUAACUUCAAUGGACAAAAAAAAUCCAUGAUUGAUAUUAUGAAUGAAGCAAAAUUUUCAAAAAAAGAUAUGAUGAAUAAUGGUGAAACAGAUUUAUAUUCAAAUAAUAAUCAUUAUUCAUCUGAUGGUGAUGGUGAUAAUAAUAAGCAAAAAAGGUUGAUAAUUGAUGGCUCCAUAUCAGACCUUUCUAUAGAAAAUUUUAUGGAUGUGCCAAUACCAAAGUCAGCAAAUAAAUUCACCAUACCAGAUACAAAAUUAGAUACUACAAAAACUGAAGAUGAUGAUGAUACAAAGUUAUUGUAUCGUGCAGAUCGAUUAUUUGUCAAAUCCUAUGGUAGAUCAUUGAUGGUCGGACAUUGUAAGAAUUAUAUGUCAGACUUUGUAUUAAUGGGUAUACCUAACCUUGAUGAUCAAGAUUUAUUAUUGUUAGAAACAGAUCUGAAAGACUCUUUACAGCAAUUUUCCUUACAGUUUACAGUUACUAAAACUAUUUGUAUAUUAGGACAAUUAUCUAAUUUCAUGUGUACAACUAGAGGUUAUGAUUUGUAUAGUGCUCGUCAUGCUGUUGAUGAUGAUUCUGUGACAUUUGAAGGAAGUGAAUUCAGAAACAGUGAGGGAUUUAUUCAGCAGCAACAUUAUUCAAAAUAUGUUUACAAUAUGUUACAUCAAUGUAAAGAUUUAUUCACUGUUUCAGGAAUGUCAGCAGAAUCUGCAAGUGUUUUAUUAUUUUAA
Molecule: messenger RNA, 886 nt
Organism: Entrophospora sp. SA101
Lineage: Eukaryota; Fungi; Glomeromycota; Glomeromycetes; Entrophosporales; Entrophosporaceae
Source: the annotation of a GenBank genome assembly